CCUAGCUCGCCUUCAAGCCUGAACUUGAAGCUUUGUGAAGACUUUCCUCAAGGCCAUGGCAAUGCAAAUGGCGGUUUGCAGGUCCAUUGCAGCUAUAGCACGGGCAGGUAGGCACUAGACUAAGUCUAUGACUUCCAAGGCCGUUCAAGUGGUGUCUUUAAAAGUGUCAUUAGCACACGUGACUGCUUGAAGCAGCCACUCCGGUCCAUGCGGAAUGCUGUAACUUUGAGUGUACUAAGGUACCGGGCAUUGCGCUUGACAUGCUGGUGAACAGUCUUUUCAGAGCAAUGGAUACUGUCAGUGUUGUGAAGAAGUUAUGCAGGUGGAAUGCAGCCUGCAUUUCCCCACCCAGAAAUAUGCUGAAGAAGUUGGCAGUAAAUAUUCCACCACUGCACACUUGGAAGAGCUUCUUUCCGAGCUGGACAGCAAUCGGCUUUUCCGGAACACUCCUUCACAAUCGUCAAUUUCAGACGGGUCAUGUUUUUCGCCUUGCCUCUAUACAGACAGACACACCCUGCACAGCUUCUGGAAACGGGUCAAGCAAGAGAGAAGCUCCGUUGUAUGAUGCGAGCAGCAAAAGUCAUGACAGUCAGUAUGAUGCAGAGGCGCUGGGAGGAUCAAUGCAAGCUGCAAAGAUCUACGUCGAAGGAGACAAUGCUGACGCGCUCUGCGAUGCCCUGCUUGGCUGCGGGGCUGCUUCCUGCAGCAUUGAAGAUGCCAACCUGGACCAGGAAGGGGAGGAGGAGAUCUACUCGGGGCCGGAGCCUUGGGGAUCCCCUGCAGACAUGAGGCUAUGGGAAAAGAGCGCCGUGACCGCCCUCUUUCCUGCCGACGUCAGCAUCAAGGAGGCCCUUGAAGAAGCCGCAGAGAUACUCGGGCUCCCAGGCCCGCCGCAGUAUGACGUCAGCAUGACGAAAGACCAGGACUGGGUGGAAACAAUCAAGGCCUCCUACCAACCGGUAGAGAUCUCCCGGGGGCUGUGGGUCAUACCGUCCUGGUGUGAGCCUAUCGACCCGGGCGCCAUCAACGUCUUUCUCGAGCCCGGGGUGGCCUUCGGAACGGGGGAUCACCCAACGACGCGGCUGUGCCUGGCGUGGAUUAGGAGCGUGGUUAAGGGCGGGGAGCGCGUUAUGGACUACGGGAUCGGGUCGGGCAUCUUGGCGAUCGCGGCGGUCAAGUUGGGAGCAGCGCAGGCCGUCGGUGUCGACAUCGAUCCGCUGUCCAUCACCGCGUCGCGCCACAACGCCGAGCGGAACGGCCUGAAGCCGGAAACCCUCCGCGUCUACCUAGCAGAUCGAGAAAGCGCCGGCAACCCGCUCCCGGAAAACAUCUCAGUCGUCAGAGACUCGGACGAAGCGAAGGGGGGCGUGGGAGCCUUCGACAUUGUCGUUGCGAACAUCCUGCUAAACCCGUUGGUUGCGUUGGCGAAAACGAUUACAGGCUACGCUAAACCAGGAGCGGUGGUUGGUUUAUCAGGAGUGCUGGAGGAACAAGUCCCCCGGGUUGUGAGGACUUAUGAAGAGUACUUGGAGGAUAUACAGGUCACGACAGAAGAUGGUUGGGCAUGCGUGACUGGCCGAAGACGCUGAGAAGCCGCUUUUUCGUAGAAUGUCGAUACGUUGAAGCUUCUUCAACGACUGGACUUCCGAUUCAGCUCUGAAAUUACUCAUCUACAUAUUGCCGGCGC
Messenger RNA from Klebsormidium nitens, 1687 nucleotides. NCBI's taxonomy places the organism in Eukaryota, Viridiplantae, Streptophyta, Klebsormidiophyceae, Klebsormidiales, Klebsormidiaceae. The record is from the annotation of a GenBank genome assembly.